Messenger RNA from Drosophila pseudoobscura, 461 nucleotides. RefSeq lists its product as uncharacterized. The record is from RefSeq and is a predicted model, not a curated record. Bases 162 to 413 code for a protein of 83 amino acids. The transcript has 2 exons. Lineage: Eukaryota; Metazoa; Arthropoda; Insecta; Diptera; Drosophilidae.
UUGCUUUGAGCUCGGUCCAGUGUCAUUGCUUAGUUGAAUAUUUUCUCGGCAUCAGAACAAUUUUAGGUUUCCAAAUUCGUUACUUUUAGGCCUUCUACACGGUAUUAAUUUGUACAAAAAAUAUAUUCCAGUCAAUUUUUGGACUAUUUGGUAGCAGGGAAAUGUCUAGCAAUUUUGGGCCAGGACCAGCCGCUUACAUGCUGCCCAGCCAGUUCGACAAGGGGGCGGGCCGUGGGCCGCAGUACUCCUUCGGCCGUCGGACGGGAAAAAAAACAAUCGACGUAGUCGGGCCUGGACCUGCCGCCUACAAGGUCGACAAUGUCACUCGCCAUGGCAGGUCGGAUGGGCUGCAGUUUUCGAUAUUGCGGAGGAGACCCAUAAAGCCCGCCAAAAUAAGAUACGAUUUUGAUUGAAUCUGUACCAUUUCGACUGCAAUUAAAGCUAAACAACCUGUCAACCAA